This is a messenger RNA of Gaeumannomyces tritici R3-111a-1, 828 nucleotides long. RefSeq names its product methyltransferase-UbiE family protein. Gene Ontology annotation, molecular function: methyltransferase activity. The transcript has a single exon. The coding region runs from base 1 to 828 and encodes 275 amino acids. The record is from RefSeq and is a predicted model, not a curated record. NCBI's taxonomy places the organism in Eukaryota, Fungi, Ascomycota, Sordariomycetes, Magnaporthales, Magnaporthaceae.
AUGGCCGCCAACGAAUCAAAGUCCAACUACUCCAUGGGCUACUCACAGGCCGUAUUGGCAAGCCAUGCCGCCCGCACAAUCUACUCGGACGCCGCAUUCGUGCUGCCCCACAUCAAGGAGACGGACCGGAUAUUGGACGUCGGCUGCGGGCCGGGCACCAUCACCCUCGGCUUCGCCAGCGUGGUGCCCGAUGGCGAGGUGGUCGGGAUCGACGUGUCGGGCGAGGUGCUGAAGCAGGCCGAGAAGAACCUGGCGCUGUCUGAUGACGCCGCCCGCGUCUCGUUCCGCCGCGGCGACGUGGUCAAGGGCCUGUCCGACAUACCCGACGGGUCCUUCGACGUCGUCUUCGCCUCGCAGGUGUUCCCGCACCUGGCCACCCCAGAGCUGCGCGCCGCCGCCAUGGCCGAGAUGCGCCGCGUCCUGCGCGACGGCGGCGUGCUGGCCACCCGCACCAUCGUCGACGCCCACUGGCUGCCGCGGUCCUGCAACCUCGGCGAGCUCUUCACCAGGCGCAUGGCCCGCGGCGUGGGCGCCGACGCCGACGAGUUCACCGGCUGCCUGAUGCCCGCUCUCUACCGCGCCGCCGACUUCGAGAACUUCACCGUCACCGCCGGCACCACCGUCUGGGCCACGGCCGACGAGCGGAGGUGGUUCGCCGACAGCAACGCCGCCCGCCUGGCCGAGGGAGAUUCCUUUAGGGCUAGCUGGCUGGCCAGCGGUCUGACCGAGAGCGACAUUGAGGAGUCCAAGAAGGCAUUGCAGGCCUGGGCAGAAACGGAGGAUGCGUGGUAUAUUGGUGUGCAGGCUGACAUUCUGGGAUGGAAAUAG